GUGCACGGUACUUGUUGAUGGCUCGGCACACAGUCCAGUGAGUGAAGCCGAGAGACAGUAGCUGAAAAGAUGGGCCUUCUCUCUGUGAGUGUCGGGCCAUUUCGGAACCGCGUGCGGACGGUUCGGACGUGGAGCCGAAAGUUAUCCACAAUUUCCGCUACUUUUCGCAGCAGCAGCAGCGCACUCCCGUCGAAGAUGUCAUUAAUCCAAAGGAGAUGUGGAGGAUUUUAUCAACACAGUUUCUCACUUGCUCGGUUACUUAGCUCAAACAAACCGCCAAGAGGAUUCGAAAAGUUUUUCCCAAAGAGUGAAGAAAGCACUGGCGUCAGCAAAUCAGCUGAAGAUGAAAAUGCUAAAGAGCAAGAGUCUCUGGGAGGGGACAAGCAGGACACAAACGACGAUGAGGACAAAAGACAGAGAGGAGGAAAAAAGGAAGAAUCACACUGGUGGACGCAAUUUCAGGAUGAUUUUCCCUUGGAUGAAAAAUUAGUACGGAAUCUUGCCAUCGGUGCAGCAGGCAUGGCCUCAGCUUUUCUGUACUUCUACUUCCGGGAGACGGGGGUCCAGAUCUCCUGGAAGGAUUUUGUGCAUCACUACUUGGGCAGAGGCUUGGUGGAUCAUCUGGAGGUUGUCAACAAACAGUAUGUCAAAGUCAUUCCUGCCCACGGAGUGAACACAUCAGAAGUGAGCUAUUUGUGGUUCAACAUUGGCAGCGUUGACUCAUUUGAGCAUAACCUGGAGAUAGCCCAGCAGGAAAUGGGUCUCGACUCCCCAGUACCUGUAAUCUAUAGCACUGAAAGCGACGGGACACUUCUUUUUAGUGUCCUCCCAACCUUACUUCUGGUGGGCUUUUUGCUUUUUGCCAUGCGGCAGGGACCAAUGGCAAUUGGACGUGGAGGUAGGGGGCGAGCAAAUCCCUUUAGCAUGAGUGAAUCCAAAGCUAAGAUAAUCAAAGACAACAUCAGUGUGCGUUUCAAGGAUGUUGCAGGCUGUGAAGAGGCAAAACUGGAGAUUUUGGAGUUUGUCAACUUCCUGAAGAAUCCACGUCAGUACCAGGACCUUGGAGCCAAGAUCCCAAAGGGUGCAGUGUUAUCAGGGCCACCUGGAACUGGGAAGACCUUGCUGGCUAAGGCCACUGCAGGGGAGGCCAAUGUCCCCUUCAUCACCGUCAGCGGCUCAGAGUUCCAGGAAAUGUUUGUUGGUGUGGGCCCAGCAAGGAUAAGGGAUAUGUUUGCCAUGGCUCGAAAAAAUGCCCCUUGCAUCCUUUUCAUUGACGAGAUCGAUGCGGUGGGCAGGAAGAGAGGCAGAGGGAACUUUGGCAGCCAGAGCGAGCAAGAAAACACCCUUAACCAGUUGCUUGUGGAAAUGGAUGGAUUCAACAGUAGUACCAACGUGGUCGUUUUGGCUGGCACCAAUCGAGCUGAUAUCCUGGAUCCAGCUCUGAUGAGGCCUGGACGCUUUGAUCGACAUAUAUACAUAGGCCCACCAGACAUUAAAGGAAGGGCAUCCAUCUUUAAGGUGCAUUUAAGACCUCUGAAGUUGCACUCCAGUAUAGAAGUAGAGGCUUUGGCUAGAAAGCUAGCUGCACUAUCCCCAGGUUUUACUGGGGCUGAUAUUGCUAAUGUGUGUAAUGAGGCUGCUCUAAUUGCUGCACGUCACCUCAACCAGCAUAUCAACACUAAUCACUUUGAACAGGCAAUUGAAAGAGUUAUUGGAGGUCUGGAGAAGAAGACUCAGGUACUGCAGCUUCCAGAGAAGACUACUGUGGCAUAUCAUGAGGCCGGACAUGCUGUGGCUGGCUGGUUCCUAGAACAUGCAGACCCCCUACUUAAGGUGUCCAUUGUUCCCAGAGGGAAAGGUUUGGGUUAUGCCCAGUAUCUGCCUAAGGAACAGUACCUGUUCACCCGGGAGCAGCUGUUUGACAGAAUGUGCAUGAUGCUGGGCGGUCGAGUGGCUGAGCAGGUUUUCCUUCAUAGAGUAACCACUGGAGCACAAGAUGACCUCAGGAAAGUCACACAGUCUGCCUAUGCACAGGUCGUAGAGUUUGGAAUGAAUGAGGCAGUGGGUCAGGUUUCCUUUGACUUCCCUCAGCGGGGCAACAUAGUUACUGAAAAACCCUUCAGUGAACCUACAGCCCAGCUCAUAGACCAGGAGGUCCGUCUGCUCAUAGAUGCUGCUUUCCAGCGAACUCUUCAGCUUGUCAAUGAGAAGAAGGAAAUGGUGGAGAAGGUGGCAAAAUGUCUUCUAGAAAAGGAGAUUCUAGACAAGGCUGACAUGGUAAAGCUGCUAGGACCCCGUCCAUUUCAAGAGAAGUCAUCAUAUGAAGAGUUUGUUGAGGGGUUGGGGGAAUUUGAAGAAGACACCUCUCUUCCUGAAGGGCUAAAGAACUGGAACAAGAACAAGCGUGAUGAAAAACACUUGCAGGAUCGGCAAAACAAAUCAGCCCUUUACCUGUAGGUCCACGUGCUGCCUCAUAACAAAUAUUCCACUGGAUUUGGAUUUGGAUUGAAGUGCAGCACUGUCUGGUUCAUCUCACUGACAGCUGCAAGAGGAGCAAUGGUGAUGUGUUGCACGGGUCUUUUUCGACCAUGAUUAUGCCAUUUGCAAAAUUUUUAUUGUGGUAUUUUUAUUGUAGUUUUUAUUGUAGUUUUUAUAUUUAGCAGGAAUUCCAAAAAGUCAUCAUUAAUAUCAGUACAUUUAAAAUCCAGUAAGCUAAAGACCUUGGGACAGUGCCUUUUAGUGUCUUCUGCGCUCUUCCUCUCACACUCUGAUGCAGUCCCAUAGUGUCCUACAGUGCAAUAACUCUGACCAACACACUGCAGAACAACUGGCAGUCAUGGUCAGGAAAGCUAUUGAAAAAAAAAAAGAAGAGGAAUCACCUGACCUUAUGUGAAAGGUGCAUUAGUUACAUGUGUUAUUUGGACAACAUGCUGUGCUGGUAUCAUCAUAUGAUGGCAUCAUAUAGAGAUACAUUUUAUUCUGAGGCUGGUUCUCCUUAUACAACCUUACUCACUUUCAGUUUCACUAGGUGCUUAUUCUUAAGCCUGUGGUACAGAUUCCCCAAUAGAAUGAGGAUGCAGUUUCAGCCACCACUUUGUUAUGUUGGUGGCUGAAUAUGUAAUAUGUGUUUUCACUGAGUGGGGAACCAGGUUUCUUGUUUUCUUUCAGAUUUCAAAUGACUGUACUUUUAACUGUUUUUAAACUUUCUUCACACCGCAGUACAAUGAAGACAUUCUUACAUUUCUGGGACUUUGUCUCAGCUGACAUACAUCAAUACAUUUUCAUUCCCUCAUACUCUUCCUGCAGACUUCAGCCUUCCUCAACCUGGUUCUCAUUAAUGUAUCAGUAAAGGCAGUUGUUAGAAGUCAGUUUGUAAAUCUGUGCACAUAUGAUACGUUACAAAUAUUUUCAGAUCACAUGUACUUUAUUUAGGUUGUUCUGUCAUAGUAAUAAGAGUCAGCAUUGAUGUAGACAUCAGUAACUUAAGGCUGAUAGUUAAAGCUAGCACUGGAAGAAUGAAGUAUUUAAAAACGACAUUUCACGCGCUGCUGCACUACCUCACAGUCUGUGUUCUUUACUGCCUCUUAAAACAUCCUCUGGACUAUUCAUUGAUAGAAAGAGUCAUAUUUCACUCACACCGCUUUACUGUAUUGAGUGUGUAUAAAACAGAUGAGUAAUUGCUCAAAAUGAAGUGAAGCUUAAUUGGCUUUUCCAUUAAUGUGUUCGUGUGGCCCUCUCCCUCUGAGUACAUUAUAACCUUCCUCCAGCAUUUAUUAAUGUGACAACAAAUUGCUCCCAUUCAGGGAACUAUUCUUUCAGUAAAUUGUGGGUAAUUUUUGAAUGUUUUCCUAAUUAUGAGCCAACCAAACUAAGCUAGAUAACUAUUCACAUAGCAUUCUCAUUUCCUGUAUUUGAGAACCACUCCUUGAAGGGCUUGUAGUACACUGUUAACUAAAUGUUAAUAGUCUCUGAAUAAUUAGGCCAGUUGCUCCUGUGUUGAGUAAACAGGUUUGAAAACUGGAUCUCGGAUUUGCUUGAAUCACAUUUUCCAUUAAAUGGUUCAGACCCCAACCAGCAUGACACUGGGACAUUUUGUCAUCCAGAUUUUUCAAAAAACCCUAAUAAAUGAUGAGCAGGCUGGUUGUAUAUCAGCGUGUACGAUAAAUGUUGUGUGUUCUGUGCCUGGUUGACACUGUACUGUUUUUGCUUGAUGAAUAUUCCUCUUUACAUGUCAGCGAGGAUUAUCGGUUUUACAUUGAGAUGUGAAGACAAAUGAAAAACAUGAAAUGUGAGGCUGUUGUGGCUCACACCAAUAUUAAACAGUUUUUA
Messenger RNA from Seriola dumerili (greater amberjack), 4329 nucleotides. Its product is annotated as AFG3-like protein 1. NCBI's taxonomy places the organism in Eukaryota, Metazoa, Chordata, Actinopteri, Carangiformes, Carangidae. The transcript has 17 exons. Gene Ontology annotation, cellular component: membrane; m-AAA complex. Gene Ontology annotation, molecular function: metalloendopeptidase activity; ATP hydrolysis activity; zinc ion binding. The record is from RefSeq and is a predicted model, not a curated record. Gene Ontology annotation, biological process: protein-containing complex assembly; mitochondrial protein processing. Bases 70 to 2457 code for a protein of 795 amino acids.